This is a messenger RNA of Cebus imitator (Panamanian white-faced capuchin), 3693 nucleotides long. RefSeq names its product potassium channel tetramerization domain containing 20 (gene KCTD20). The record is from RefSeq and is a predicted model, not a curated record. Gene Ontology annotation, biological process: positive regulation of phosphorylation. Gene Ontology annotation, molecular function: protein binding. Lineage: Eukaryota; Metazoa; Chordata; Mammalia; Primates; Cebidae. Gene Ontology annotation, cellular component: cytoplasm. The transcript is spliced from 8 exons. The coding region runs from base 446 to 1705 and encodes 419 amino acids.
UCCGUCUGCGACCUUUAAUAAUUGAGAGGAUAUGUGCAGUUGAGAAAAGUGCGCCCGCUGCGGUCGGGUGCAGAGUGGACCAGAGGAAAGGCGACACCCAUUUACAGGGCUGCCCCGGGCGGGGUCCCCCGGACGGAGUUCCCGGCGUGCCCCGCGCGGAGGGGACUCUUAACUUGAAGCGCCGGGUGACUCAGCCGCGUGGCCGCGCUGGCCCGGGCGGGGGGCGCGCGCCGCUGCGGCACAGCCGGUCCCGGCGGCGGCUUCUGGCUGCGCGGCCUGCGCGCGCCUCCCAGGCGGAUUCCGGCCCCGAGCGCGACGGCGCGGCAGGGAGCGACGAGUAAGUGGCGGCGCAGGACGGUUUCGGGCGCGAAGACCCGGCAGGGCGAGUGUGGCGGCAGGAUUUCUCUCCGAUCAAACGGACAGUUCUGGACUCAAGAGUCUGAGGAUGAAUGUUCACCGUGGCAGUGACAGUGACAGGUUAUUGCGGCAGGAGGCCAGCUGCUUAGUGGAUGAUACCUCAGCUGCAGCCCAGGAAAAAGAAGCGAACAGCCUCCCUUCAUUUGGUCCUCAUAAUCUUACUUACCCUCUAGGUCCCAGGAAUGAAGACCUCUCACUUGACUAUGCCUCUCAGCCAGCGAAUCUUCAGUUCCCUCACAUAAUGCCCCUUGCAGAAGACAUCAAAGGUUCUUGCUUCCAAAGUGGGAAUAAACGGAACCAUGAACCUUUUAUUGCUCCAGAAAGAUUUGGAAACAGUAGUGUGGGCUUUGGCAGUAAUUCGCAUUCCCAAGCACCAGAGAAAGUGACGCUUCUUGUAGAUGGCACACGUUUUGUUGUGAAUCCACAGAUUUUCACUGCUCAUCCGGAUACCAUGUUGGGAAGGAUGUUUGGACCAGGAAGAGAGUACAACUUCACUCGGCCCAAUGAGAAGGGAGAGUAUGAGAUUGCCGAAGGCAUCAGUGCAACUGUAUUUCGCACAGUGUUGGAUUAUUACAAAACCGGUAUCAUCAAUUGUCCUGAUGGCAUCUCAAUCCCAGAUCUUAGAGAUACAUGUGAUUAUCUCUGCAUUAACUUUGACUUCAACACUAUCCGAUGUCAAGAUCUAAGUGCUUUACUGCAUGAACUGUCUAAUGACGGUGCUCAUAAGCAGUUUGACCACUACCUCGAAGAGCUGAUCUUGCCCAUCAUGGUGGGCUGUGCCAAGAAAGGAGAGCGAGAGUGUCACAUUGUUGUGCUGACGGAUGAGGAUUCUGUGGACUGGGAUGAAGACCACCCUCCACCAAUGGGGGAGGAAUAUUCCCAAAUUCUUUAUAGCUCCAAGCUCUACAGAUUCUUCAAAUAUAUUGAGAAUCGGGAUGUUGCAAAAACAGUGUUAAAGGAACGGGGCCUGAAAAACAUUCGCAUUGGAAUUGAAGGUUACCCUACCUGUAAAGAAAAAAUUAAGAGAAGACCUGGCGGCCGGUCUGAAGUCAUCUAUAAUUAUGUGCAACGCCCCUUCAUCCAGAUGUCGUGGGAAAAAGAAGAAGGAAAGAGUCGCCAUGUGGAUUUUCAGUGUGUUCGAAGCAAAUCCCUCACGAAUCUGGUAGCUGCUGGAGAAGAUGUCUUGGAGGACCAGGAGAUAUUAAUGCAUCACCCACCACAAGUGGAUGAACUUGACCGGCUAAAUGCCCCACUUUCUCAGAUGGCUUCUAAUGACUUUCAGGAUUAGGGCCAGCUGUGGGUCUACCCCUUGUCAGACCCCAUCUCACCCGAGAUACCUGCAGCCAGCCCUCCCUCAUGAUUUGUCUCACCCUGAGUAGAAGACAUGCUUCUCCGCUAUCCUUUUCCUUUCUCCCAUGAUUAACAUGUGUCCUUUUCAGUAAGUCUGUGCCUCUGGCAGGGGAUGAAGUACUCACUGGUGAAUUAGCCACCAUCUUUGCAGAAGCCCUGGUAACUUGAAAAAUUUGGGUCUGGUGCUGUUCACUGAGUCUUUGUGUAACUGCAAAAGCAGGAAAGGAAUUCAAGACUCCUGUUGCCUCGUGUUUAGCAAAGCAGUCCUCAUCCUUUUUAGUCUGUUCUUGGGUUUUUUUGUUUUAUACCAGGCAAAUUGCUUAGUAGCAAAGGGACCAAACUUAAAAGGUGACAAUCCCUAACUUCUAAAAGCAGGCACCAGAUGCUCAUUAGAGGUUAAUCAAGAUGCCAUUCUUGGAGGCCUCUGCACCCAAAUUGCAUCUGGAAAGAACUAUAGGCUCCCAUUCAGAAUGUCCAAAAGGAAAUUCUCAAGAGCUUAAAUUCAGAUUUCUCAUUAAUGCAAUGAAAAAUUCAAAACCACACAGAUUCUUUGGCAGGAAGGAUAAUGGAAUAACAAUGUUGAGGAGACCUUUUUAGCUUCAAGGUUUUGGAAUCUAAACAAUUUGAUGAUUCAUUUGGAAUGAAACAACUCAAGUAGAAGAACCUCUCCAAAUCAGGCCAAUUGGAUUAUCCUGGCUUGGAAUCUGUUGUGAAACCACAGAUCUUGACACUCUGGGGCAGCACAUUGCUGUGGAUGUGGCUAGGAGACCUUAGAAUGGCUUAAAGGCUUUCAAGAUGACAGCAGAAAUGUCUCAGAAGUGCCCAGUUUCUCAAUAGAAAGACUUAAGAGUUCCAGCCGGGGGUGUCUGGAGUAAAGCUGGGUGGGAACCAUCAUCUGCACAGUCCCUGUCCUGGUGCAGGAUUUUCCUCUGCGUGUUUUCUUUUCAUAUCAUGGGAUUUUUGGAUAUCUGUGUAUUUUGGUUUUUGAAAUAGCCUAAUAGCUGCUCACACACUGGGUAAGAAAAUUAUACCAAUGUCAUCCCCAAGCGAAGAGUGAGUUGAAGGGAAAUUGAGCCCAGUCAUUUUAUGUGAUCUGUCAGCUCUGUUAUCAGUGCGUUCUCACCCAGAUCACCCUCCCCAGUCCCCACAGUGCUGAACCACCUUCCUCUUCUCCAUGGCUAUUAAUAGUAUGGUUACAUUUAGAGUCCAGACCCAAAUACAAAUAUUUUGGGAUUAUCCCACAGUUUGUGAUAGAAGCUGACUGGAAUACAGGUUGAGUAUCUCUUAUCCAAAAUGCUUGGGACCAGAAAUGUUUCAGGUUUCAGGUAUUUUUCAGAUUUUUGAAUAUUUGCAGAAUACUUAACAGCUGAACACCCCAAAUCUGAAAAGCUUUUGAACAUCAUGUUGACACUCAAAAAACUGGAUUUUGGAGCAUUUCAGAUUUCAAAUUUUUGAAUUUGGGAUGCUUACCCUGUGUGAGAGGCUACUUGAUUCCAUUUAAUGACUGUCCCAGUUAUAAUCAUCCAAAGAUAAAAGCCGGGUAGAUGUUGAAAGCUCUUUCCAGGAUUGAAGAAGAGCGUUCUUAUGUCUCUUACGUGAUUAGCAUCACAGUAGGAAUAAAUGCUCUGUUCUUCACUAGGAAGUUGAGCGAUCCCCCACAUGACAACCAUUGGCAUCCAUUUGCAAGGCUGAUGGCCUGGAUUAAGGGUUAGGAUUAUUUGUAGCUAGAAGGUAGUUUUAUUUCCGUGAAACUAGUUGGUUCAUAUUUGAGGUCAGGUUUGGCCCUGACCUUACCAGUACCACAUUUAUACCCACUACCAGUUGACUAGCCCAGAUAAUUGUUAAAUGGUGCUUCCUUUCUGCUUCUCAGAAGACUUCCAUGCCGUUACAAAGGAAAUUUGAAUUACCUAGUGUUUGUAUAUUCCA